Molecule: messenger RNA, 5833 nt
Organism: Anopheles coluzzii
Lineage: Eukaryota; Metazoa; Arthropoda; Insecta; Diptera; Culicidae
Exons: 5
Coding region: 2656-5349 (897 amino acids)
Biological process (GO): potassium ion transmembrane transport; stabilization of membrane potential
Cellular component (GO): membrane
Molecular function (GO): potassium ion leak channel activity
Source: RefSeq, a predicted model, not a curated record
AUUUUAUGAAUUUCAAGUCUGCACGACUUUUCUAUCAAAAGAUAAUAAGAAAUACAAGUGAAAAAACUACCCAGGUAGGUCGUCAUUGACACUUGGGUUGAGAUUUGCUACUCAAAUUGAAAGAGAUUAUGUGACCUGGUUGACCGGUCUGGUGGUACAGUCGUCAACUCGUACGAUUUAACAACAUACCCGUCAUGGGUCUUCUUCUAUUUGGCCUAAUGUCCUACGCGGACAUGCCGGCCUAUACAGGCUUCCGAGACUUUAUAUCCAUUACCACACAGCCGGUUAGCCAGUCAAUCCUUGCUACGGGGGAACAGUCCAUUGUAGGCUUGAACCCGUGACGGGCAUGUCAUUGAGUCGUUCGAGUUGACGACUGUACAACGGGACCGCUCGUCAUGGGUUCAAUGGACCGUGCUCCCAUACGGAGGACUGACUAUCCUGCUAUGGUAAUAAAUAAGUCACUGAAAGCUAAGCCUACUUGUGGUAGCGGAAUUUGAGGCAUGUGUGCCCUCUUAAGCAUUUCAUAUUAUAACUCACUAAAAGGUGUUUGUCAAGAGCCGAUUUAAAUCUCAUAACCAUUUUACAUCUCUUUCCUCACUUAUAAAUUAGUUUCGUUUGAAAAAAGUACAAACAAAGCUGUUUUGAAGCAUUUUAAAAGGCGUUGUUUUUUGGGCUAUAGGGCAAGAGAGUGUUACUCGUAUAGGACGGCAAGACGGCCGCCUGAUUAAAAUAAACGUAUUUCUUAGAUAAUUGAAAAUUGUUGCAUUUGUGGCACUAGUAUAUGUAUUCCUACAUGUUUUGAGUCACCAAUGAACCCUUUUUCCCCCCAAAUGUCGGUCAAGGCCUGCCUGUACCCACUUGUGGGCUUGGCUUUCAGUGACUAAUUGAUUCCCCCCAUAGCAGGAUAGUCAGUCCUACGUAUGGCGGCGAGGUCUAUUUGGGGAUUGAACCCAUGACGAGCAUGUUGUUAAGUCGUACGAGUUGACGACUGUACUACGAGACCGGGCUAAGACUACAAGGAGGAAAAAACGUUAGCGUUCGAUACAACUCUAUGAAUAAGUGUCAAAUGAGAAAUCAUAGUGCACGGACCAGCUUCAUUUAAUUGUGAUAAAUAGCCAAAUUCAUUUUUAAACCUCUAUUUGUAGAUGUAUAAUCUUUAAAUCAAUUAACUAAUGCAAUGCCAAAACAAAUGAACUAAAUAGACAAGGUUGCAGUAUCAUCCAUACAAACUAUAUUUUAGUACUCAUUCAAUGCCGAACUACCUACAAUUUUGAAAGCCCCUGUAUUCAUAAAAUAUAAACAUAACGGUACUAGUACAGCCAAUUCUACAACGCACUGUGAAUUGAGGUAACAUUUUGAGCAGCACUGUAAAACCUGUUGCAAUACGAUUUUCCUGCGAGACAAGAGACGUCGUGUAGCGUCACAUCGGUUUGUUUUCUUUUUUUACUAGCACCCGAACCAAUGCGGACGAUUUUCCGAAGCAUUGUAACGCUUCGUAACGCGUUCGCCGCAUACCGCAUCGGUCGGGCAUGGCUACCGCAUCACAAACAGAACCAGUUUGGAGUGUUAUUUUGGAAUUGAAGUGCACGAAAAAGUGUUGAGAUGUUGUUUCAAACCAAAAAUGAAAAGUUCUAUAAUCCUUUAGUACAACAUAUGGUGAUAGAAACUAAUGGAUGCGAAGCAGUUUGAAGGCCAAACACGCCGCCACUGCAUUCAAACCAAUUUGCUGCAGUUUUGCGUUGAUGCGUCUUUUUCCAGCAAUGCGCAUUACGGCCAACGUGUUGCAGUGAUGACGGAAUCAUUGUUUGUGUGUUGAUUCAAUUUACCUUCGGCAUUCAUUCGAAGGCAGUCGAGGCACAUCAACACACUACAAUCAGUCUACUAAUGUGUCACACAAAACCACGAUUUAGCACACCAACUGCAGUUCAAGUGCAGCGCACGAUCAACAACAGCUGAUUCCCGUGUCGUCAUCACAAAAACAUUCACUCACAGUGUUUUUCCCUCUAGUAAAGAGCACAUGUUGCGGGCACAGGCAGAAUGGAAAACUGAACAAAAAAAAAAGCUGCGAGCGAGACAAAAUCCCACUUUGCGUACGUUCACACAGCGAAACGAAAAAAAAAAAAGAGACGAACGCAACCCGGUGUGCCGUUUUUCGGGUACGGUUUCGCUUAUUUUUAGCCCCAUUCCGACCGCAGAACACUUCGAGCGGUCGUCCUGAGCGGUUCCCGCGCUGAGCGUUUGUCUGCCGCGCCGAGUGACGUUAGUGGGAGAGAAUUUUCCAACCGAAAUUGAGACAUCGGUCGUUUCAUCGUUUGCCCAAUUGUUCGAUAAUUGGGUAGAAAAGUGGUCGCGAUAAUUAAUACCCACGGCUUUGUUUGGUAGGGGCGAGCAUAUAAAAUGUCCAACGUUUGGUUGCAAAACUCGGUCAAAUUACUGGUGCAGUGAGGUGUGAAAAUUUGGGGAAGAAAUCCCUAACCGUACGUGAGAGCGUGUGCGUGUGAGUGUGGAAAAUUAUUUUUACCCCACAGUCCCCAGUCCGUGUCCGUGUCGCGGUGGAAGCCAGUAACCGUUUUGGGGGAAGAAAAACACACACACACGCACCCAGUGAGCAGUGAGUGGUGAGUGAAAUAAAGUCGUUUGUACGGACGGUGAAACAUGGAUGCGUCUAGCAGUGGGAGUGCGGUGCCGGUGGUGGCCCGCAGGCGUCGCCGGGCGGCCAGACAGCUGCGUGAAUCGACGCCCGAUCCGGCCCGCGACGGAAGCGUCGGCAGCCAGUCGAACUCGUGCGACGAUCAGAGCGGGUCCGAGUCCCGCGGCCGCAGCACCGUGGAAAGCAGUCCAUCCUCUUCGAAGAAGAGCUUGAUCGAGCGGGCGAUCGAUUAUGGAAAUUCGCAUCGGAAUAAAAUUCUCGCCCGCAAGGAGAAGAAGCUGUCCAGUGCGGUCGCACCGAGGAGUCGAUCGGUGCCGCGCGACGAGGGCGAUGUACCGAGCAGUCCGGAAAUAUUCUCACUACUAAGGCGGGCCAAGCGAAGUCUGUCGGGUGCACGCAAACCCAAAACGGACGACUCGAGCGAUGGUGGCCGCAUCUCCGACACGGAGGUACGCAAGCGGCGCGAACGCAUCGAACGCUUCCAGACCGAACGAUCGCGCGAAAGCUCGGAAGGCAAUGCGGCCAACCCACUGCAAGCCAAUCUGCAGCGCUUCAACGAAGAGCGGCGCAAAUUCGAGCUGGAAAAGUUAAAGUUCUUGCAGGAGAAGCGUGAGCUCGAUCGGAUGCGGCUGCGACGGUUCGAGAAGUAUCGGGAGGAAAUGCUGGAAGAGCAAAGCCGCAAGCUGAAGGCAAAGCUGCAGGAAGAGCGUGCCAAGAGCAUCGAAGCUACUCCGAUGCCUCCGCUGGCACCAUCCGUUGCUCAUCGAGCUCGUACUCCAACACGUCCAACGGACAGCCUGUCGCCAACCGUUGCGAAGAAGAAGAUACUGAUCGUACCGAAGGCACGCUCAUCUAGCCGAUCGGCCUCGACAAGCGAAGAUGAGGGUCGUUUGUCGUCCGAUGAGGAGAAGAAGCAGACAGUUAGGCGUCGCUUUUCGCCGCGGAAGCCGAAGAGGACGCGUUCUUCCAAGCUGGAGUCGAUGGCGAGACGCACCCAUCCGCGGACGGAUGGGAUCACUUCGCCCGAAUCGGAGCUACCGUCAGACUUUCAGCCGGAAGAACCGGAGCCGGUGGUUCGGAAUGAUGCUCCGGAGGAGCCAAAACCGGAUCCGGAAAUGGUGCUCACACACCGACGAGUAGCUGGACAGGAGGGUGCAAAAGAGGAGCAGCAGUUGCUUGUGGAGGAACCGAAGAAGCAAACGCUUGAGGAGAAACCAAAACCUCAAGAAGAAAAGGAAACCGAUGAGAAGGAUAUUGAAGCAGGCAAAGAGAUUACCCUUCAAGAAGACGGGCUUAAAAUACGGCAGCGACGCAGGCCACUCGUGCUGUACGUUGAGCAGCCCGGGGAGAUCUUCAGCUGGCGACAGAUCACGCAAGAGUGGUACGACAUGUGGCAGGACUUCCUGGAUGAUCAUCCGGAGGAGCUCGUCCGGAUGAAGGUGCAGGUGAACCACUGCCUGUUAUACUUCGCAGUGAUGGUAUUGCUGUGUGGCGUCGGUGGCAUUGCGUUCCGGCUGACCGAGGGUACGUUCGAGUCGCAGUACAAGUGUGGCGUGAAGCGCGUCAAGCGCGAGUUCAUCGAUCAGCUUUGGCUUUCCAGUCACAAUCAGAGGGAAGAGGACUGGAAGUUAUCGGCACGCAACCGGUUGCGCAAAUUUGAGGAAGAGCUGCAGAUCGCGUUCGAGGCGGGAAUGAAAACGUACAGCGGCAACACGGCCUGGAACUUUGUGAACGGCGUCAUCUACUCGCUUACGGUGGUGUCAACGAUUGGAUAUGGACAUAUUUCACCGUCUACGACGACCGGCAGGGCGCUGACGAUUCUGUACGCGAUCAUCGGCAUACCGAUCUUCCUGAUCGUGUUGGCCGACUUUGGCAAGCUCUUCACGAGGGGUAUCAAGUUCAUGUGGGCCUACGUGCGGCGGUUGUACUAUACGGGCUCGGUUAAAAAGGUUCGCAAGACUGCACAAGUUCAGGAGGUAAUGAAGGGCCUCAAUGUCGUCUACGAUAUGGUCAGGCGACCGAGUGCCGAUAACGAACUGCAGGGAGCAACAACCACGACAACAGUGGCCGCCCAACAACCCCAGCAAUCCACACCGCCCCCACCCGUCCAAAGACCUCCGUCGGAAGCUCCAACGGCAGCCGCUUCCGGUACCGGUAUCGAAGCCAUCCCCGUGCCGGACACCCCAACUACCCCGGUGCCCGAAACGUUCGAAAUCGACGACGAGUUCAAUCUGCCCAUCUCGGUCGCGAUCGUCAUACUGGUCGCGUACAUGCUGUUCGGGGCCCAGAUCUACUGCACGUGGGAAAACUGGAGCUUCUUCGAGGCGUUUUACUUUGUGUUCAUCUCGAUCUCCACGAUCGGGUUCGGCGAUUACGUGCCCCAGCACCCGAUCUACAUGAUGUGCAGCAUACUGUAUCUGAUCUUUGGCCUGGCGCUUACCUCCAUGUGCAUCAACGUGGUGCAGCUGAAACUGAGCGACAGCUUCCGGCAGGCCAGUGCAAAGAUCGGCGCAACGAUUGGGCUGCAGAUGGCGGAAGCGGCCUCCCAGCAUCAGCACUCACCGGUACACACACCGAUCGAGCUGGCCGCAGUACACACCUCCACCCCUACCACUGCGGUGAACGUGAGCCUGAAGGACACACCGACCUUACCGGCUCGACCGUCCAGCUCCGUACCAAAGCCAGACAAGAAGGAGUAAUGCGGGAGAGCGGGUUAUCUGUUACAUGAAAACAGUACGCACAAGUACAAUGCACCAAGAAAUGGCACGAAACGAGAUGAGGGGGUGGAGUGGAGUGUGGGGAGCGGGUAUGAACGACGGAAGCGCUCUUAUUUAUAUUAGCUAGGACUAUAUAAAAAAAAUUAAAAAAAAACUGCAUUAUUAAGUCAAACGGACGCGGGACCGAUGCGGGAACCUGCCGCGCAGUGAAGAUUGUUAUUUAAUGUUAAGCUUAAGGACGAACGUUAACAAGACGGACAUUGUGUGCCCGGGUUUUUUUGGGGUGUAGAGGGUUGGGGUUGAAUUUGAAAAGCGAAAGCCAAAUAAAGAAGCAAAAAAAAAGAAUAAAAGAUAUACGCUACAAGCAAGGGGAGCUUCCAGCUUUGCUAGUUAAGCGCGUGUUUUAAUUGCUCGGAAUGAUCGAAAUAAAUGCUACUCCAUAUUUUGAAAAUUUAAAUAGCAAAAG